AUGGCCUCGAGGUACAUUCGCCUUUCGUGUUAUGGAAGUAAUGCUGAUCCAAGGAAUGAUGACGAUGAGAUCUCCGCCUCCGUUGCUCUGUCGCUGGUUCCACGAAAGCACAAGUGGGGAGGCUCUGUUCGGGGACACAGAGUAUAUAAACGUGACAGAGUUGGGGCAGACAAAAGAUUAAUGGCUGAUUACUUCGUUCCACGCCCUCUGUUCAACGAGGAUCACUUUAGGAGAAGGUUUCGAAUGAAGCAAGAUUUGUUUCUUGAAAUUGUUGAUCGUGUUGCUGCUGCCAAUCCAUACUUUCGAAAGAAACAUGAUUGUGUUGGUGUGGAAGGGUUCACUCCUGUCCACAAGUGCACGGUGUCCAUAAAGAUGCUAGCAAAUGGAGUUCCAGCUGAUUGUUUAGACGAUCAUUUGAAAAUGGGUGAAAGCACUGUCCUGGAAACCUUGAAGAAGUUUGUUGAAACUAUCAUUGAAGUGUUUGGAGAUGAGUGGCUCCGACCUCCAACACAUGAGGAAGUGCAGCACAUUCUGCAGGUGAAUGUAGCUCGAAUGGCACCGGCAAUAUAUUUUAUGAUUAUUAGCUUGAAUGAUAUUAGCAAUGUAUUUCAAGACUAG
Messenger RNA from Panicum virgatum (switchgrass), 618 nucleotides. RefSeq lists its product as uncharacterized. Bases 1 to 618 code for a protein of 205 amino acids. The transcript is spliced from 2 exons. The record is from RefSeq and is a predicted model, not a curated record. Lineage: Eukaryota; Viridiplantae; Streptophyta; Magnoliopsida; Poales; Poaceae.